Messenger RNA from Notodromas monacha, 1020 nucleotides. The record is from the annotation of a GenBank genome assembly. Lineage: Eukaryota; Metazoa; Arthropoda; Ostracoda; Podocopida; Cyprididae.
GAAGGCUCAGUCACAAUCGAAUGCCUCAGAUGUACCACUUUUGAUGCGCGAUGCUGCUGUUCUCGUUGGUGUUUCAUUUACUCAUUGUAAAUUUAUCGUCUUGUGUACCCAAAAAUGAAACCAUCGAACAGAGGAAAAUCCAAUUUCACUGAAGGAGAGAAAGUAUUGUGCUUUCAAGGCAGUCUAAUUUAUGAAGCGAAGAUACUGAAGAUAUCUGAUGCGGACUCAUCGACAUUUUUCGUACAUUACACUGGAUGGAAAAAGAAGUAUGAUGAAUGGGUUCCAGAACUUCACGUCUUGAAAUUCACUGAUGAGAACUUGGAGCGACAGAAGUGCCUCAGCGAUCAACAAAAAAUCCUUGGUAAGAUCCGUCGAGCGCCGCCUUUUUUCCUCGGAGACAAAAAACGGGACGGUGCUGCCAAGGAAAGAGAUCAUUGGCGCCCAGAAAUGUUGAAAAAAGGGAAGAUAGGCAAAUCGAAUGGGUUGUUGAGUGGUCCGACGGGAAAUACUCGUGGAUUGACGAGACGCGAGGCCGCAUUAUCGAAAGUCGACUCUAAUCCACUAUCCAGAGUUUCGGUUGUAUCUUGUUCAGCUGAUGACGAAUGCAAAAAAUUGAAGUUAUCGAAGGACUCCGGUGUAAAACAGAAUCGCAAGCGUAGUUUACAACCGACGAAAGAAGACGAGGAGCAAUGGCUAAAUAUCGUUGAGGUGGAAAUCCCGCUUCCUGCCACUCUGAAGACAAUGCUUUAUAGGGACUGGGAGCUCGUUAACAAGGAACACAUGGAAAUCAAGCUGUCGUUAACAUACUGGAUUCAUGGGAUAAGCAUGAAACUUCCGCGUCCGGUGAUAAGAACAAAAAUUGGUCAGCUUUUGGCGUACACCAGUUUGGAUCAAGGUUGUAUGGAGUCUUACGUUUCAUCCAUGCGAGAACUCCUGGAAUAUUUGGCUGCGAAUUUUGAAAAACUUGGAGGUUUCAACUGCUCGAGUGCACCAGAGCUUUACAUCGCGAGAAAUGCCUGA